GCUACCUUAGCAACCGGCCCCGUUUGGUGGCCCAAAACGCUCAGUAGGCUGGUUAUUCCCUUUCGAGCAACAAAUCGUUUAACAAGCAGUGUAAAGUGUGCACCUGGCUGCCGCAGCAAAUCUCCUUCAAAAUGUCCGAAAAGUAUCUUCGCCAGCAAAAUCUGGUGCUGCUUCCGCCGGAGCAACCGAAGUACACGCCGCGCGACUGGAAUGCGAACAAUCGGCGUCAGAAUCUGUUCUCGCUCGAGCAGCAAGCACUGGCGGACCGUGUGAUAAGCGAAAGUGAUCGAAUUAUCGACGAGACGAAGCACACGACGGAGGAGAGCAAAAGUGAGGUCGACUUUCGGCUUCGCGAGCGCAUCGAGGAUAUCCAGUUCCGGCGCGACGAGCUGCAGCAGCAGAAGAAGGACGCCCACAUCGAGGAGGAAGCGCUGAAGGUGUACAAGCGGCGCACGAUCGAUGCAAUCAACACGCUGCGGGAAAUUGCGGUGCCCCUGUGCCAGAAGUGUAUUGCGCUGCGGGAAAAGCGCACGGGCUCGGACCUGGUGAACGAUGCGGUCGAUCGCGAGCUGCGGAAGGAGCUGGACGUGACGGAGGGUGGGAUCGCUUUGCUGGAGAAGGUGCUGGAGGAGACGGUGGAGCAGAUCCGGCGGCUGCGGGCGACCAUCUAUCUGAUCGACCGCGAUCUGGCGGACAAGGACCGGUCGAUUAAGAUCGAUGCGAAGAAUCUGGAGCUGCGCCCGAACCAGAUGGAGAUGAAGAUCUACGCCGGCCGGGUGCCGUUGGAUCCUUACAACUCCACGGACGAGGAAUGGAUCAUGGUAACCAACCGGAACAUUGAGGCAACGGCCAAGGAGAUCAGUUCCGCCCAACCGCUGCGCUCGUACGUCGACCAGCUGCUGCGCCAGGUGGCCGAGGACAUUCGCACACAGGUCGAGCGCACCAACGCCGCGUUCCGGGAGCGUGUGGCCGAAAUGCGCUACACCAAAACGAAGCUCGAGAACGUGCACAAGGAAACGGUACGCCAGGUGAACGAGCUGACGCGCACCGUUACCCGGCUGGAGCGUGAGAUUGCCGAGAAGGAGGGCUACGUAGCGCUGGCCCAAACACGCCUAGCGAACCGUUCCCAGCGCCCCGGCAUUGAGCUAUGCCGGGACAAUGUGUACGAAGGGUUGAAAAAGGAGCUGGCCGCACUGCGCGGCACGAUCGCCAAGCUGGACGGUAGUUUGGUCCGGUCGAAGGCGACCCUGCGCUAUCUGCUCAACACGCAGGUGAUGCAGGAGGAGGAAAUCAACCUCAAGACGGAAUCGCUACGCAUCGACGAGGUGGACUGCAUUACCAUGCGCGAAAGUUUCAAAUUUCAAUCGUUUUAAAUCAACCCAACGAGAAAUAAAUUAAAACCCCUGCGCGGCUCCAAA
Molecule: messenger RNA, 1418 nt
Organism: Anopheles arabiensis
Lineage: Eukaryota; Metazoa; Arthropoda; Insecta; Diptera; Culicidae
Product: tektin-1
Exons: 3
Coding region: 132-1373 (413 amino acids)
Biological process (GO): cilium assembly; cilium movement involved in cell motility
Cellular component (GO): microtubule cytoskeleton; nucleus
Source: RefSeq, a predicted model, not a curated record